Molecule: messenger RNA, 1389 nt
Organism: Naegleria fowleri
Lineage: Eukaryota; Heterolobosea; Eutetramitea; Acrasida; Naegleriidae
Exons: 1
Coding region: 1-1389 (462 amino acids)
Source: RefSeq, a predicted model, not a curated record
AUGGAAAAAGAACUGAACGACAUGAUGCUCAAAAGUAUUAUGAAAGAUAAACCCGUCGACAAGUUUGUUGAUGAAGUAUUUUCUGAAUUCAAAGUUGAAAAUGUUGAAAAACUCGUUUCAAAAGCUUCAGACAUUAAGGAGAAUCUUGAGAAAAAAGGGAUGAAAUUAACUCCAGCAAUAAUGUCCCUUGCUCUUUGUGCUGGUCCGGAUGGGUUUAUGAGGUUCUAUGAGAAAUCAAAGACCUUUAAGAUUUGGAGUGCUCUGUUGGACCAAAACUCUCCUAUUAACUCGUUAAGGAUUGUCCAUAUUGGAGAACGUGCAAUGACCACACUUUACAACACUCGUGAGGAAGUGGCUCAAGAGUACAAUGAACUAUUGGCCAAACAUUAUCAAUCCUUAUUGAUGGAACAUAAGGAUGAGGGCAAACCAAAGACCAAAUCAUCAAAAAAAAAAGCAAUACCUCCAAAAUCCUCCACUCCUCAACCAUCCAACAACAGCAAGGUUGCAACGGCUACUAAUUCAUCAUCCGAGAAAGUGGAGACUCCAACAACAUCACCUUCUCCACAACAACCUUCUAACGUUGAAACAUCCAACGACAACAUUAUUUCUGAUGAAUUCAAGACUACGGCUGUUGAAAGAAUGACGGCCGAUCAAAUAUACAAUGCCUUAGUCAACAACGACCAUCAGGUGAUGGCUAGUUUGUUUUUUGCACUUUCUGAUUUGCCUCAACAAAUGCAACUCUUGAAAACAGAUUUCUCUCAACAAAUGCAACUCUUGAAAACAGAUUUAGUGGCGCAAAUGAACAAAAUGGAGGCCAACAUCCGUGAGGACUUGAGAAUUAUUAAUACAAACAUUGGUUGUUUGUACGAAGGUCAAGUGAAACUUCAGUUUCAAAAAGAUGACGACUUUAUAACUGAAAAUCCAGUUGUGUUGAAGAAAACUGAUCAUCCUGAUUCAUUUGCAAGUACUCGAAUCAAAAAUCAUAAGUAUUCAGCCUAUCUCACAGUACUUUGUUUGAAUAAGAAAAUUAGUGUUGAGAAUGCUGCAAAAUUGAAUUUGGAUGCGGAAGAAAUUGAAAUUAAUUUCAUUAAGAAACACAAAGAAAACGGAAAUGUUGAAAUUUAUGAAGCGACUAUUUCGUCAUUUAGCAAUGAUGAGAAAUUGUUGACAAAAAUGUUACAAUUAGAACGACAAAUUAUGUUCUACAAGGAAUGUUUUAAAAACACAGUCAUCAGUAGAGUUGGAUUGGUCUCAUCUUCCAAUUUGAACCUUGAAUGGGUGGAGAAAAUCAUUGAACAACAUAAUGGCCUCUUUGUCAACAUUCAAUCGUUCAUUGAAAACAACACUUUUUCUGUUGUCAAGGAAGGACACAAGCCUGAAAUUGAUUAA